CCAGGGCGCGGAUGGGAGGGAGCUGUGUCCCCGGAUUCCGGGCCCGGCUCCUCCGGGUGACGCAAGGCCCCGCCCCGCCCCGCCCCCGCCCCGCCCCCGCCCCUCCAGGAGCACCCCCUAAGCUCCUUUCCCGUCAGUCCGUCGGGUCUGUCAGUGGGUCAGGUCGGACCUUCCGCGCCCUCCAGCCAUGACCGCCGCCCUCCGCAUGCAGAACACCGGCUCCCGGCGCGUGUUCGUGGUGGGCGUGGGCAUGACCAAGUUUCAGAAGCCAGGGCUUCAGGAUUCACUGGACUACCCCGACCUGGCAAAAGAAGCAGGCCUCAAGGCUCUGACUGAUGCCCGGGUCUCUUAUUCGGAUGUGGAGCAGGCGUGUGUCGGCUACGUGUACGGUGAAUCGACGUCCGGCCAGAGGGCCAUCUACCACAGCUUGGGACUGACCGGGAUCCCGAUCUUCAACGUGAAUAACAAUUGUUCCACCGGCUCCACGGCCUUGUACAUGGCCAGGCAGCUGAUCCAGGGCGGUCUGGCAAACUGCGUCCUGGCGCUGGGGUUUGAGAAGAUGGAGAAGGGCUCCCUCGCAUUCAAAUUUGUGGACCGGGCCAAUCCAAUGGACAAACACGUGGAGGUGAUGGUGGACAAGUACGGCCUGUCCUCAGCUCCAGUCGCAGCUCAGCUCUUCGGAUGCGCUGGCAAAGAACACAUGGAGAAAUACGGUACAAAAAUUGAACAUUUUGCAAAAAUUGCUUGGAAGAAUCACAGCCAUUCAGUCAACAAUCCGUAUUCCCAGUUCCAGGAAAAGUACAACUUAGAGGAAGUGAUGAAUUCUCGGAAAGUCUUUGAUUAUCUGACCAUCUUGCAGUGUUGCCCCACUUCUGAUGGGGCGGCCGCGGCAAUUCUGGCCAGCGAGUCGUUUGUAAUCCAGCACAACCUGCAGUCCCAAGCCGUGGAGAUCGUGGCCCAGGAGAUGGUGACGGACCGCUUGAGCACCUUCCAAGAGGACAGCAUGAUCAAGGUGGUGGGCUUUGACCUGAGUAAAGAGGCAGCCAGACGGUGCUAUGAGAAGUCCGGCCUGAAGCCCAAGGACGUCAACGUGAUUGAGCUCCACGACUGCUUCUCGGCCAACGAGCUCAUCACCUACGAGGCCCUGGGCCUGUGUGCGGAAGGAAAGGCAGGAGAGCUGAUUGAUAGAGGAGACAACACCUACGGAGGGAAGUGGGUGAUAAACCCCAGCGGGGGACUGAUUUCCAAGGGCCACCCCCUUGGGGCCACAGUGUUGGACCUCCUCCUGGCUUCUGCACCCUUACGAGUCUCCUCCUGCCUCUCUGGCCUCUCCUUCCCUGAGCACUGGGUGCUUCCUACCUCCGCCGCCUGGUUCUGGCCUCCCUCCUUUUCUUUGCCUUGGCCUGCAUCUGCUCCUGACUUCACUCAGGGUCUCUAUGCAGUGGGCUCUGGGCUCAGACUGCCUGGGGCUCCGCCCUCUCUGCUGAGCGGCCCCCGGAUCCUCUGCUUGUCCCUCAGACUCCGGGUAAUGGUGUCACUUGUCCCCCAGCACCCCCUGGGAGCUCAUCCCUGCCCCACACCUGGACUCUUGUGAUCCCCUUUCCUUCGUACUGUGUUUGAUGACUGUGCCGGGCAGGGCUGAUACAAAGAAGGAAGGAGAAGAGCACCUUCUGCCCUCGGUGAGAGGCUCUAGGGCAGACCGGCUUACUUCUCCUACGCCCAGUACCUAGGAGAGGGUGCAGGCGAGACCAAGGGGGGGGGUGAUCACUUGGUGCCACGGGCAGGGAUGUUUCCUCCCGGAAGUAGCCUGUCAGGUGGGCCAUGAGAUUAGGCCCUGGGCCCUCACUGAAUUCCCAUUCCUGGCUGUUUUCAUCGAGAGAUAAGAAAGAGAAUUCCCACUAUUCCUUGGUGAGACCAUUCCAGUGCUUGAGGCUUUGGGCAAUGUCAAGUGAAGGGGAAACCACCAAAACCGAGUCAGGUCAUCUGACAGGGCUGACCGUUAGUGAGAGGAAAUGUUUACUUGCCAUCGAUUUUCAAGAUGAUCUGGGUGUGGCCUGUGGCUGGAGUGCUCCUGGGAAAUGUUCGGGGCUGAUGAUCUCUGAGUUGUUCCAUUGGCUGCUUGAAAAGCAAAUGACAGUGGGUUCUGAGAGCUUCCAAGCAUACUGCAGGAAGACAGGGUGGUGUAGGGGUGGGGAGCAGGGGGUGGGACCACCUGGACCUGAAUAGGCUCAGUGUAGGCAUGAGAUCAUACCAGCUCGGUAGGAGCUAAAUAUUUCCAUAGAAUUACUUUUGAAUGCAGUGCAUGGAUCCAUGAGAUGUUCCUAGUUGCUUUAAUACUAUCCAAUUUGGGCACCUGGGUUUAAAUUCUUAAAUUACAUAUUUUCUGCUUAAUUGCCAGUUUAAAACAUUAAAAAAAUAACGUUUGUGGAAUUAAAUUUGCCAGUUUUACUUCUUCAGCUAAGAAAGAGUUGAUAAAACAUCUAUUAAAUACUUUCUAUUUGCCAUAGAAAGGACAGAAACAAUCUUUGCUCCAGGGAUCUCACAAUAGAAUGGAGACCAUCUGUAGGUAUCUUGAUACCUAUAAGAUGUGACUAAAUAGACGGAAGGCCAUCUGAGGAGAAAGGGACCAAGAAUCAGGGAGAGGGACUAGGAAAACACAAAUAUACUUUUCUUUUAAUGAGAAUUUUCUUCAAUUUUGACCCAGGAAACAGAACUCACAAGAAAAUCUGUGUAAUCUGUGUAAAUAUUUAAAUGUCCAACACAAAUUCUGCCCACAGUUCUUUGCAGAUAUUAAUAGAGUGGUUUUGGAAGUGCACCGACGUUGGAGUCUUUUCAAGGCUGCUUAAAACCUUAUUGUUUUCCAGUCCUUUCGAACAGUAAAGUGUUGUGAUCUCUGAAUGUGGACUGGGAUGGUGGUUUUUGCCCCAGCUAGCUUAGUUUGUGGCUUGUACUCUUUUGUUAACACCAUUAAACUCGUUCUAUUUUCUUGGAUCAUAAUUCUGAAUUAUCCGAGGCCAGAAUCACUUUUAACCAUUUAUGUUGCUGUUCUGUUCAAUUCAACAAACAUUUAUUAAGCACAGAGCAAGAAGCAGCGUGGGUAUUAUGGACAUGGGGCUGGCCCCUUGAAAUUAGGCUGGGUGGGUUUAAGGCUUGCCAUUGAUCCACACUGAGUCUGUGUCACUUAACCCGGCAGCUUGCUACAAGUACUUGUAGCUUUCCACGACAGGAAUUAACAUCAGAGAUAAAUGGCUGAGGCGCUCUCCAUUAAGAUGGGCCCUUGCCUGCAGUGUAAUGGGGGAGGCAGAUGGCCCUGGGGGUGGAGGGAAGAGAAGGUCUCUCAGCCCAGCUGAGCUGGAAGGAAGAUGUAGAGACAACAAAAGUCGGUGACAUAGCCAAGCCACGGAGGCAAGAGGGGGCAAGAUAGUGGAGUCCAGUUCCUUUUGACUUGGGAGGGAAAGGCCAGACAAAGAUGGCAGAGGACAUUAAGGUGAGGCUGGAUCUCUUCUAGCAGCCAGUGGAGAGAUCCCCCUUCCCCAGUAUUUCUGCCAGGAAACUAAACGUGGUCACAAAGCUCUAAAGUCACUGAAAACAAAAUAUAUUUUCAUAUUUACAUAAAUACCUGUAAAUGUUUGUGCUACUGGAUUGCAAUGGAAGCUCCUGGAGGGCAGAGAUUGCUUCGGUUUGGUUUGGGUCCCGAAUGCGCAGAGAGAGGGCUCAGUCCGUGCUUGUUUGACUUGUAUAGCAAGGGGUAGAGGAGAGGCAAUAAUUGUGUCUGGAACAGAGGGCCCUUUAUUUUUCUUUGUUUUUAGGGCUACACUUAGAGAUAAAUGAUGAUAAGGCUGGGGGGGAGAAUUCAUUUUGGAGACACUAAAAAGAGUGAUUUGAUUUCAAAAUCUUUUUGAUCGAGACCUUCAUUAUGUAAGCAUUUUGGAUUAUGCAACUGUUGGUUAAUUUUUCUAAGGAGUUUCAUAAAAUAGAAAAACGGGUUGCCUUGUACACCGAGAGCUCCUGGCCACUCCCGCACUCCUUGCCUGUUUCCUCGUAGAAUAAGUGUACUGCCAAAGAAAUUGAGCAAGACAGAGAUUAGAGACCAAUUCAAUAAUUUAUUAAAUGGAGAGAAAUACUGGGACCAAUGGAUCCCAAGGCUAGAUGAGACUAUCAUCUCAGAGUCUAGCCUUGAGAGUAUCGGGACAACAAGCCUUUUAUGGAAUAACAACAAUGGAGGGACCUAG
Molecule: messenger RNA, 4232 nt
Organism: Sarcophilus harrisii (Tasmanian devil)
Lineage: Eukaryota; Metazoa; Chordata; Mammalia; Dasyuromorphia; Dasyuridae
Gene: SCP2
Product: sterol carrier protein 2
Exons: 12
Coding region: 188-1594 (468 amino acids)
Cellular component (GO): cytosol
Molecular function (GO): acyltransferase activity, transferring groups other than amino-acyl groups
Source: RefSeq, a predicted model, not a curated record